Messenger RNA from Nothobranchius furzeri (turquoise killifish), 7763 nucleotides. Its product is annotated as transcription factor TFIIIB component B'' homolog. Gene Ontology annotation, biological process: RNA polymerase III preinitiation complex assembly. NCBI's taxonomy places the organism in Eukaryota, Metazoa, Chordata, Actinopteri, Cyprinodontiformes, Nothobranchiidae. The record is from RefSeq and is a predicted model, not a curated record. Gene Ontology annotation, cellular component: transcription factor TFIIIB complex. Gene Ontology annotation, molecular function: TFIIIC-class transcription factor complex binding.
UACCCACAAGCCCAUUCACCGGGGAGAUUUAGCGUCAGAAACAAAUAUGGCGGAUACGUGAGUGCGUGGAAUCCGCUACCCUCUUCUUUUCUUCGAUGCUGUUAGCUUAUUUUACCGGAUAAACAACAUUUUGCGUAACAGAUUGAAAUGUUUCGCCGGUCAAGGUUUAGUGUUCGUCCCAAUGUAAACACUGGGGGGAGAACAGCAGCGGCUGCUUCUCAGGAACCUCCUGCAGGGAACCAGGAUGCCAGUGAGACUCCGAAAGAAACCGGUGAAGGCAGCAGUGCUGCUGUUGCUACAGAUAAAUCUGACGUGAGCCCAUCAGAAAACACCUCCGCUCCAGGAGUUGGAAACGACCAGAAUGGAGAAAGUACCAGCUCUUCUGCAUCGGUCCAAAGAAGAAAGCGGUUUUCUGUCAAGCCCAAAGUGGCCCCCGGUCGCCUUCCUGCCCUCCCACGCAUGCCAAGAUCUCCCAUCAAAGCAGCUCCUGCCAACAUCUCUGGCUCAGACGCAGAGAGGCCCUCAACGUCUAGCAAACCUCCAGUUCCUCGUGGUCUUCAGUCCCCAAGACCACGGAGACUUUCUGAAGACAGCAAGCAGCACAAAGUCCAACCAGACCUCACCCCCGUGUCUCCCGAGGAAUCAGGACACUUGGCUGAAGACCCACAAGAACAAACCCAUCUGCCAGCUGAUGAUAGCCAACCUGCAGAAAACAUUUCAGGCAGUCAGGUUAAAGAAGUUCCUCCCAGACUACCAGAUAGGGUACCGCCAUCUCUACCAGAUAAAGAUGCAACAGAAAUAUCAGAGAAAGCAAAGACUCUCAUUUCAUCCAAAAAUGUGGUUUCAAUGACCCAGUCAGCGCUGUCUUUGAGCAGACUCCUGAAUGACCCGUCCGAUGUGCAAAGACUGAUGAAGGCCCAGAAGCUCAGAGAGCUGCUGAAACGUGAACGGUGGAAAGAAAUGAAUGUGCGGAAAGCUAAGACUCGUAAAAAGGAAUUUUCUUUGGAUCCCACAAAGAUGACAAUGCGAGACCUUAUCCAUUAUAUCCCAACAUCUAACCCAAUGACAUGCAGUUUAGAAGAUUCAGCCCAAGAGAACGAGAGUGCGCUCUCCCCUGUGCCACUGAGAGAAAAGUCUCCAGAGCGACCAGAAAAACCCGAAGCCCAACCUGCUACGACAGCUUUACCGCCAGAGGAACAGGAGGAGGAGCCUGCAUCGGCAGAAGAAGACCAGGAAGAAGCCCUCUUGGUGCCUCAGGUGAAAGUGGCAGAAGAUGGCUCACUGAUCAUUGAUGAAGAAAGCCUGACGGUGGAGGUCCAGCGAGCUAAAGGUCCGAACCCCGCUCAAGACCGAGAGCCUAUUUUUGAGCGCGGCUCCACCACAACUUACUCAAGUUUCAGGAAGGCAAAUUAUACCAAACCCUGGUCGAUAGAAGAGACGGAUAUGUUCUUCCUAGCAGUUAGCAUGGUGGGGACUGACUUUUCCAUGAUUUGUCAGCUGUUUCCACACAGAUCUCGAUUAGAGAUAAAGAACAAGUUCAAAAAAGAAGAGCGGGAGAAUUGCUGGAGGGUGGACAAGGCUUUCAGAGAGAGGCGUAAACUGGACAUUGAGUACUUCUCUAAGCUGCUGGAAAAAGUUUUGGAAGUUCAAAAAGACAGAAAGAAACUCAAGCUGCUUGCAGAGAAGAACACCAACAAGAAGAGCAAGACUAAAAGAAAAAGGAAAAAAUCUGCAAAGCAGCUGAGUGAUUCAGAGGAUGAGAGGGAGGAUUUUGAGUUGGAGGACGGGGGAGAGAAAGAGAACGAAGAACAGUGUAAUGAUGGAGAUGAACAGAAGAAAAAGCGCACGAGAAAGAAAAGAGCAGAGCACUUGACUGAGGAACCCAAUCAAAAGAAAACCAAAACAGGUGAAGACUCGGAGGCACGACCCGAGGACGACACCAAUUCAGACAUAUUGGAAAAUGUUCAGAACGCCAACACAACCAAGGAGUCGACCAUCAAGCCAGCCAAGCUGAAACGAGCCAGAGCACCGACGCCGGUUGUGGUUUUGGGUUUGAAGCGAGGUAAAAAGGUUCCUCCUUCCAGACAAGAGGAAGAACCGUCAUCAGAGAAAGGGGAGAAGAGUGUAAAUGUAGAAGAAUCAGACUUGAACUGUUCCAAUCUAAGGAAUUCUGCUAGUGAUGAUAUUUCAUCUGAAGAAGAAGAGGAAGCUGUGAUUAAGCCUCAAAAACCCACGAGAUAUGGCAGAGUCCCAAAACCUACCCAGACCUUGACGUAUGCUUCCCAAGAGGAUCUCUCUACGUCUGAGUCUGCUCCAGCAACAUCUAGAUCUAAAUCCUCUGUUAGCAGAAAAAAGUCAUUGAAGCCACAGUUGGCUCCAAAACCCAAAAAGUCCAAAUUGGUCACGCUCAGGUCUUCCAAGACAGACUUCAGUGAUGAAGACAGUGAAAGGGAGUUGGAGGACACAGACGGACGAGCAGAGCAGCUCUUUUCAUGCACGUCCGGGAAAGACACCGACGAGUCUUUGUUUAUGACCUCCAGCCUGCACUCUCCUAAUGUUUUGGUUUCAGAAGUGGAUGAGUCUAUUGAAGAGCUUGACAUCUUGGACAGUAUGCCUGAUGUGCUGGGCAUCUCCCAAGAUGCAUUGUGCCCUGAUUCCUCUUGUCAGAAGGCACAACAUGAGACUGGCAAUGCUGAGCCAUGUGAACAUCAGUUGGACCUGCUGGUUGAUGUUAUAGACUUUCUUUCUGCAGAAAACACUGAAGUUUCACAGAAUGAAAGCUACAAUGAAGCUGCACAAACCCUUUUGGCCAUUGGCAGCCUGACUCACAUGUCUCAGUCAGCGCCGAGUGAAAUGACCACAGAUGACUGUGUAACAGAGGAAAGACCAGCUGGUGUGAAUGAAUCCAGCCACCUCGGAGAAGAGGGCUUUCUGUUUUCUUUGUCUUCAGCUUCAGAUCAAGAAGUUGCAGAAACAUUCCAGAAUGUUGCCCCACUGGAACGACAAAGCAGCGUAACCGCCAGGACUGAUGUCGCUCUCCCUGAAACCAGCGAUCAGACAUGUAGUGAGCUGAAGGCUCUUAGUGAUGUUGAUCAUACACCACAUGAACCAAAACCCGCGCAAGCGUCCAGGACUUCACAACAAACAUCCCAAAAGGAGACAAUAUAUGAACAGAAGGCAAAAGAGAGAUGCACUCUAGCUGCAAACCAAGUUGGCAAGAGCGAAACAGCUGAAGCAACUACAACAGAAUCGGCCCUACUUCCUACUGAACUCAAACUAACUGAAGAGUCUGUUGUCCAGGGCUCUUCUUUCUCUGAAUCCCAGUUUGAGCCUAGAAGGGAUCAGGCCAGUAGAGAGGCAAAUGCAUCUGAUUCCACAGAUGAAAGAUCUAUUUCUCAUGUAGAAACAAGUGAUGCAAGUUUUGUUAAACACCCUGCUGCAUUACCUGCAGAAGGUUUACCUUUCAGUCAAAAGGGAGAUGGUGACGAAGCAGCGUCCAGCCGGUCUAGAUUGAGCAGAUUCCCAAAAGUCAAAGUCAAACCAAACUUAACAUCAAGAGCUGCAAGGAAUAAAUCUCAGACUGGUGGCGAAACUUUGAAGAAAGAUGCACUUCCAACUGACAAUGAGGAAACUAAGACACACAUGGAGGUGGAUAAUCAACCAGCAAUAGGGGCCGAAACAUCGGACCUGAGUGCUACAGAAAACCGGUCCAUCUCUGAAGUUCACCUCAGAGGCAGAAGUUCAGACUCUGAGUUUACAGAAGAAAACCAGACAUGUGAAUUUGGACGAACAGAGAGAAGCAGUAAAACAAACCCGAGAGUCACAGAACCACAAGCCGGACCGGGAGUGAAUGUAGGUUUAGUUUUGACCCAAGAAAAUAACAAGGAUCCUGUUACUGCUAUCACUCCUGCAGAAGAGACGACAACUAAUAAAGAAGAGGGUAAAGUAGCUGCUUGUCAGUUGAGAAGAAGUCGGCUACAAAAGAUUAAACCCAAACCAAAUAUACCACAGACAUCAAGAGCUGCAAAGAGUAAACCAACAGAAGAACCAGCAGAGAAACACUUGGGUACCAUUUUAAAUGUUGAAUUUGACCAGGAGACAAAAGCACAGGUGGAUCCUCAAGAAACAGAAACCCCUUCUGGAAAACUGAUUGAAAGAACUGAUCUUGCUUCAAGUUUAAGUUCAGUACAAACUCCAGGCUGUUCUCUUACAUCCACAGAGGAGCCAUCUAAAAAUGAGAAGACACUUGUUGGACUUGAUCAGAUGGAAAUUGAUGUGGCGUCCGAUCAAAGUGCCCUAGAAAACCAGAAAGUCUCUAAAAUUCAGGAAGAUCAAAGUGAAAAGUGUGCCACGCUUGAUUCCUUUACAGAAACAAGAGAGAGUCUUCAUAAUGCUGCUGCAGCUGCAGCUAAUUCAGGAAGUGAAAAAUCAAAAAUCAUAUUCACAUCGAUCCCAGAUUCAGUCCCAGUUCAAGAACCGAUUGCUGUAGAAAAGUCGGACGUCUGUAAACAAGAUUGUGAAGCUCAGUCUGCUCUUCAGCUGAGGAGGAGUCGAUCACUGAAAAUUAAACCCAAGCCAAAAAUACCACAAACACCCAGAUCUGCAAAUCCUAAACCUCCAAUCACAGAAAGCAAAAGCUCAAGUUCUUGUUCAGAUCCUGAAUCCCAUAAAAAAACAAAAGUAGAACUUGAAGCGCCAUGCGGGCCUUCCCCAGAGAAACAGCCAGUGAGCACCAGUCCAGCUUCAUAUGGACAAUCACCACAGACUGUGGGAUCCUCCGUAACACCCUCUGAAGGAGUACAUGUCGGUGAGGAAAAGGAGACGGUCGAAUCUACUGGUCAGCUGAGGAGUCGGUCACACAAAAGUAAACCAAAGCCAAAUUUACCACAGAUCCAGAGGACCACAAAGUUUAAAUCUCGAGUUACAGACGAGGCUGGGUCAAGUCCUACUUCAGCACCUGCGUUUGACAACAACGCAGAUUCACAAAGCACUCAUGUUGGACCUAGUGAUGAGAUGGAUUUGGGAGCAGAAACAUCAGAUCAGGGUUUCUCAAAGGACCAGAAUCUCUCUGAAGUCCAGCCUGAAUCCAAUUCUGAGCCCAGUUCUGAACAGGCCACUACAGGAAUGAAGAAGUUAAAGAUGGAACAGCAACCAACUUGCUCUUCUGCCCUUCCUGAAGAAUCAAGGCCAGAUAAGACAAGUGGUGCUACUUCUCUGGUUUCAGUACCGUCACUGAAAUUAGCUUCUACUCAUGAAGUCACAGAGAAACCAUCUUCAACUAAAGAUCAGCUGGUGCAAAAUGCUGGACAAGUCUCGAGUUCAGAAGGUGCCGAACAAAACAAGCCUCAGAGAAGACUGAGGUUUUCCAAAGUCAAACCCAAUUUAGCAUCGACUAGUAGAGUUACAGCCAGAAAGCUUCAGUCAGAUGACUGUAAGCCUUCAGAAGACCAACACGCAAACACGUCUCCAACUGGUGCACCGGAGCGUCAAUGUGGGGAGUCCACUGAGGACAAGAUGUCAAAUAAAGAUCCAGCAGAAACUGAUUAUGCUUCAUCUGGUGAUUGCAAGGUGUCCUCUUCAGUGUCUGGGUCAAAAACCCAAACAAUAACUGCUCAGGCUACUAUAACAGAUGUCCAGUCCACAGUCAACAGAACAGCCUCUAGUGCCAGUCUCAAACCUCAUGAGACGGACUUAUCUGUACAAAGCUCUGAUAAAAUGCCGUCAGAGUUGACCGAUACGUCCAAGACCUCAAGAGAAGCCCCUCGGACUCGUAGAGGCCGGCUUGUUAAACCCAAACCCAACCUGAGAGGCAGGAGCUGCCCUCAGCCAGAACCAGACUCUGGCAGCUGCUCUCAGGUUGUUGACGUCUCUGAGUCUGAACUCAGACCUGAUGAUCAGAGGCCAGUAAAGAAGGUCACUGGAGCGCCUAGUCUCAACGACCCCAGUUCAAAUGAUCAUUCUUCUGAUCACGUGACACAACACUCCAGCACUCGGAGCGAAUCAACAUCAAGUGCCGAAGGGGUUCAAAGUUAUCCGCUCUUAUCAGGGAUCCUGCCAGCAGAAGUGCCUUCAGAUCCAGAUGAGCCUUUUUUCAUCCUCUCUCUGACGGAGAUCCCAGUAUCAUCAGCGGAGGAGGAGGCCGCACCCCCUCCUCUCCCUGUUGCUGAUCCAUCAAAGCACGAACAGAACGUUUCUGCAGAAAGUUCAGAAGCAGUUGGAGGUGGUUUUAAUGUUUCUGUGCACAGUCAAGUGGCCAGUAACGACACUGGGUCAGAACCAGCUGGGUUCGUCACUGGUCAGAAAGACAAAACUACCAUCCAGCCACCAAAGUUUCCUCCAACAGACGCUAAAGAGACCAAAGCUCUGUCCUCUAAGAAAACACCAAAAGGAUCUGGCAGGAAAGGCAAACGGCAAGUUCAGUCUGCAGCUGCCACUGAGGCCGAGUCGUCCUCUGAUAAGAGCGUCACGGAGCCUCACGGUGAAGCUGGAGGUCAUGUGGACACUGAUAAGAAAACUGUGAGCGGUGAGAAGGAACCUGACAGCAGCUCCGCCUCACAAAGUGUAGCGAGUGUUGGGAAAAGUCGUCGGAGCAGAUCCAAAAGCAAAGAUUCCUCUUCACUGUCUCCUGAGACAGUUAGUUCCUCUAAGAGCAAACCUCGGCAGAAAUCGGCAGGAAAACAGGCUUCAUCAAAGUCCAGAGUCUCCGAGACGAGAAGCCUUUCCACAAAUAGUUCCCAACCGUCACCAGAAGUCCACUCAGCACCUCCCACCUGCUCAAACCCAGCUGGUGGCGUUCGCCGUCGUGCAGCCGAAGUUUCAUUCUCCCAGGAAGACGACAGCGCUGUGGAGCCCACCAACGUGUCUCAGUUCUUCUUAAGUGACAUUUUCACAGAAGUCCAAGAAGGAUAAAAGCUGCAGCCGGCCUUUUUAAAAUAUGUUCUGGCAUUAUCUUUGUAAAAGUUCCAAAAGAUGAAUGCGUUUUCUUUGUUUUUUUUUUUUUUUUUUUUGGUCAGUUCGAGUUUCAGAUUUCCUUUAAAAGCACUUUGGACGUGUACAGCAGGCCUGCUUCACUGAAAUGUUCUCUAACGUUCUCUCAAAUUCAAGGAAUCAGCAGGAAGUCGUUUUAGACUGAAAACAAAGCAGCAGAAUAUUCUGAACCAGCUGUGAAAAUGUAAAUAUUAUAAAGUAGCAAUGUUUUCAGCGUUUUAUGCUUCAUCGGGUGUGUCCGGUCAGCUGUUUCAGAAACGAAGCCUUCACUCCACGACAAGAAAUGUAGUUCAGUAAUGUUCUGUGUUCAUUAAAGUUUUAUUUAGUGAAAUGAACAAUUUAAACAUAACUGUUGUUAUUUGACUAUAUUACAGACGUGUUGAGUGUGUGAGGCAUUCCGGUUGUGUUCAACAUAAUACUAGAUCAUCUGGAGCAGGGCUGUUCUAGUUCUGCGUGUUUUGGCCCAUUCACCUGCUCCAACACACCCGAUUCAGUGACUGAUUCACCUCUUCAGCAGGUCAAGUUCAACAGAAGCCUCCUAGUCGGCCACGGAUUCAGCCCUUUUAGCGAGGAGCCACAAUGUGUAGGUGACCCUCGAAGACCAGGCUUGAAUAGCCCUGCUGAGCCACAUUUCAGGGGAAAGGCUUUUGUUUUGGCAGAUUUGUACAAGAACUGAACUUUAUUUAUUUUGUAUUUAUGUCAAUACCUAACCAGAAGUGUCCCCUCACAUGGUGUUAAGAGUUUUUAUCUGAAUAAAAUAAAUUCUUCCACCUCCA